Messenger RNA from Camarhynchus parvulus, 651 nucleotides. It is a transcript of the gene PPP1R1B, whose product is annotated as protein phosphatase 1 regulatory inhibitor subunit 1B. Gene Ontology annotation, molecular function: protein phosphatase inhibitor activity. Lineage: Eukaryota; Metazoa; Chordata; Aves; Passeriformes; Thraupidae. Gene Ontology annotation, cellular component: cytoplasm. Gene Ontology annotation, biological process: intracellular signal transduction. The record is from RefSeq and is a predicted model, not a curated record. The coding region runs from base 1 to 651 and encodes 216 amino acids. The transcript has 8 exons.
AUGGACCCCAAGGAGCGCAAGAAGAUCCAGUUCUCGGUGCCCGCCCCCCCCAGCAACCUGGACCCCCGCGCCGUGGAGAUGAUCCGCCGGCGGAGGCCCACGCCGGCCAUGCUCUUCCAGCUCUCCGAACACUCGUCCCCAGAGGACGAGAACCUGCCCUACCAGCGCUCGGGCGAGGGCUGCCUGCUCAAACCAAAGAGGACCAACCCGUGUGCCUACACCCCGCCCUCGCUCAAAGCCGUGCAGCGCAUCGUGCAGUCCCACCUGGAGAGCGGCAUGGGCGGCGGGGACAGCUCCGACGGGGAGCCCGAUGAUGGCUGCGACCCUGACAGUGCCCUCGAGUCUGCCCCGGGGAGCCAGGGCAGAGCCGAGCGCAGCUACUUCCCCGCCGGGCUGAAGGCGCACAAGCGGAAAGGCGGGCAGAAGGUUUCCUUCGCCGGCGGCAUCGACGAGCGCGAGGAGGACCUGAAGUCGCUGACGGUGUCCGAGAUCCCCGAGGACCCCGAGGGAGCGGAGGGCGACGAGGACGAGCCGGGCCAGGAGCAGGACGGUGGCACCGGGGAGCGGCGACACGUGGGUUUCGCCGAGGUUCCCUCGCGUCCCAUCGGCACCGAGCGCCACUCGCCCACCUUCCCGCUGGGCACCAGUUAG